Leptopilina boulardi is the source of this 1626-nucleotide messenger RNA. RefSeq names its product serine--tRNA ligase, mitochondrial (gene SerRS-m). Gene Ontology annotation, biological process: mitochondrial seryl-tRNA aminoacylation. The record is from RefSeq and is a predicted model, not a curated record. The transcript is spliced from 4 exons. NCBI's taxonomy places the organism in Eukaryota, Metazoa, Arthropoda, Insecta, Hymenoptera, Figitidae. Gene Ontology annotation, cellular component: mitochondrion. Bases 329 to 1621 code for a protein of 430 amino acids. Gene Ontology annotation, molecular function: serine-tRNA ligase activity; ATP binding; tRNA binding.
UUUUGCACAUUGACGAUAUUGUUAUUAUAACAAUAUUAUAUUAAACGUUUGUUGUUCUGACAGUUGGCCAAGCUUUAAGUCAUUUAAGAAGAAGAAAAAGAUAUUAAACGUUGUUUAUAUUGUUGCAAAUGUUAUUAUUCUAUUUUAAUAGAUUUAUAAAUAUAAAAAAGUUUAAAAUUCUAAUUUUUACAGUUGAAAAAGUGUACUAUAUUUACUAGUGUUAGUUUAGAAAAAAUGAAUUUUAAGUAUAAUAAAAACUAAAUUUUUUUUUCUGUUUUUAUUUGGGUGAGAUAAUUUAUAACAAUAUAGAAUAAAAAUUUAGUUUAUUAUGAAAUUCAGUAGAGGAAUUUUAAAUUUUAUUAAAUGGAGACGAUAUUGCACUCAUCAAGGGGUUCAAAGGAAAAUAUUACAAAAUGAUGGUUUAGUCGAUCACAGAACUUGCAUUCCGGAACCCGAUUAUGAUGUGGACUUUCUCUGCAAUCCAGCUAAUCGAGAUGCAAUUUUUGAAAAUAUCCAAAAAAGAAAUUGUAAAGGAGACAUUGAUAAAGUUAUUGAACUCAAGUUUAAUUCUGGCUCAAAACAGUUAUUGUCACAAGAAUUAAGUCGAAUACCCAAUUCCACUCAUCCUGAUGUUUUAAAACUUGGAAAAGAGCCGAAUAUUUUAAAAGUCUCUGGAGAGAUUCCUACAUUUAAUUUUACUCCAAUGGAAUUUGAAAAGUUUGCCAUUAGAAUGAAACUUUUAAAAACUGAUGGUUUAGGACCAGUUGCAGGGCAGAGAAGUUAUGUAUUUUUGGGUGAUUUGGCAGAAUUGGAAAAUGCAUUGAUUAAUUAUUCGAUAGCCAAAUUGAGAAAGCAUGGAUUUAAUUUAGUGACAGUACCUGAUAUUUUACCAACGAAAGUUAUUGAGAGAUGUGGAUUAAUUGUCGAUGGUAAUAGGACACUCGUUUAUGAAUUAGAUCCUCAUUAUGGGGACGAUUAUAGUCUUUCUGGUACUGCGGAAAUGGCAUUAGCAUUUAAAAUGAUGAAUACAACGUUGGAUGUUGAUAAAUUACCGUUGAAAUUGGCUGCAGUCAGUAGAUGUUACAGAGCUGAAUCUUCUAGUUUAGCGCAAGAACGAGGAAUUUACAGAGUUCAUUACUUUACGAAAGUAGAAAUGUUCGUUUGUUCUGAGCAAAAUAAUUCAGAAGAAGUCUUUGACGAUUUGCGUGCUAUUCAGGAAGAUUUAUUCUCGGAUUUAGGUUUACAUUACAAAGUUCUCGACAUGCCUCCUCACGAAUUAGGCGCUCCAGCAUAUAGAAAAAUCGAUAUAGAAGGUUGGAUGGCAGCACGACAAUUAUUCGGAGAAUUAUCAAGUUGCAGUAAUUGUACAGAUUUUCAAUCGCGACGACUAAAUAUUAAAUAUACAACUAAAGAUGGAAAAUCACAGUAUGCUCACACAUUAAAUGGAACAGCUUGUGCAUUACCACGAAUGCUUAUUGCACUUUGUGAAACUAAUCAAUUGAGAAAUGGAACAAUUGCAAUUCCACAAAAAUUACAACCUUUUAUGAAGGGAAAAACUGUUAUCCAUAAGCAAUCAAUUCCAAAUAUGAAAAUUAACAAAAAUAAACAAAAAUUCAAUUAAGCAAA